Knipowitschia caucasica is the source of this 678-nucleotide messenger RNA. The record is from the annotation of a GenBank genome assembly. NCBI's taxonomy places the organism in Eukaryota, Metazoa, Chordata, Actinopteri, Gobiiformes, Gobiidae.
AUGCCCGUGAUCUGUGCCGCGAUCGGCUGCAACAACAAGUUCGUCAAAGGAUCAGAUAUCCGCUUUUACCGGUUUCCGCUCAGUAAGCCGCAGCUGUCUAGUAAAUGGGUGACGAGUCUCGGUCUGAAGAGCUUCGUGCCGACGCCGAACACCUGCUUGUGUUCAGAGCACUUCAGAGCCGACUGCUUCAGGGACUACAACGGGAAACAGUUCCUGAGGGAGGACGCUGUACCCACACUCUACACGCAUGGACUGGGAGGGUCACAGAUUGAACUCCGCAAAAGAGGUCCAGCCUCAAAAGAGGCUCCUGCGGCUCCGAGCAACCAGACUGUGAGGGUCCCUGAUCCCCGCAGGGAGAAGAGAGGGGGGGCACGGGGGCGAGGCGGGCGCAAGCAGGUGGCAGAUAGACAGUCCCUGAACGCCAAGAGCAAAGUGUACGACUCCCAGGGACGCCUCCUGAGCAACGGGAAGGACCUGUGCGACUGCCUGGACGGGGACUGCAUGGGCUGCUUCUUUCCCUGUCCCGACUGCAGCUCGCGGAAGUGCGGCGUGGAGUGUCGCUGCGACCGCAAGUGGCUCCCUCCUCCUGCUCCAGUGCCGCGGUGUGGCAUUGUGCCCCGCGAGUCCUCGUGCACGGCCACACUCGUGCGCGCUGAGUGUUGGCUGUGGAAAUGCUGA